Messenger RNA from Planococcus citri (citrus mealybug), 7019 nucleotides. RefSeq names its product Autophagy-related 2 (gene Atg2). Gene Ontology annotation, cellular component: phagophore assembly site. The coding region runs from base 167 to 6421 and encodes 2084 amino acids. Lineage: Eukaryota; Metazoa; Arthropoda; Insecta; Hemiptera; Pseudococcidae. The transcript is spliced from 36 exons. Gene Ontology annotation, molecular function: phosphatidylinositol-3-phosphate binding. The record is from RefSeq and is a predicted model, not a curated record. Gene Ontology annotation, biological process: autophagosome assembly; piecemeal microautophagy of the nucleus; reticulophagy.
UUUAGAAUGCGUUUUCUUUGUGUUUUGCUACGCAGUUAAAAAUUAGCAAAAAGUUUUUAUACACGUGAAGUUUUUAUAAUUUUGUAACCCUUUUUUACGUUCAUUGCUUCGUUUAGUUAAGUUCAACACCAUUACGCUGGAAUUAUUACGCUAAUGUUAGUUAAAGAUGCCGUGGUUCUUUCCUUGGAGCGACGGGAUUAAAAAAAGGUCCUGCAGAUAUCUUUUGCAAAGAUACCUGGGCCAAUUUUUAGAAGAAAAAUUGACCUUAGAUCAACUAUCAGUUGAUUUAUACAAUGGAAUCGGUUCCGUAACAGAUGUUUCCUUAGAUGUCCAAGCUCUAAAUGACUUGGGCGAACAACAUAAUUGGCCGAUUGAAUUCGUCGAUGGAUUUAUAGCCGAAAUAUCCGUCUCUAUACCAUGGUCUUCUUUGUUAAACGAGUCAAGCUCCGUGGAAGUCCAUGGUUUGAAUUUAGUUAUACAGCCUAAAGCUAGAUCUGAUUGUGCCACUUCUUCGGUAUUCGAAUCUAUGUGGUCGUCAAUGACGAGUAGUAUGCAGUUGGCUGAAGAAUGUCUGAAACAAACUGAGCAAGAGCAAGAGCCCACCAAUAUUGUCAAUGGCGUUGAAGAGUUCGCUAAAACUAUAGAUUCUAUAUUAACCAGAGUGAGAUUAAAAUUCAUCGAUUCUAUCAUCAGACUAGAGCAUUUACCUAAAGAAAGUUCAACGGGUGUAGCGAUCGAAGCUCACAUAAAAGAGUUCAGUUACUACGAUGAAACCAGUACAGAAGAAUCGGAAGAGAGUGCAACGAAACUAUCAUCAGCCUAUUCAACAAAAAUGUUUUCUUUCGAAGGAGUAGAGUUUUAUUCCAACGAGUUUCUCGCUUCAAAUCGUACCAUAUGCCGCAGUCUUCUCAGUGAAUCUAUAUCGGGUGAAAACGAUAUCUUCGAGAAAAAAAUCAGCCACCAUGAUAUCAUCACAAUAGGCAAACUAUUAGGAAAACAAGAAAUAAGAAUGAAAGUAAAACAGAAAGAGAACUUCACUGGUCCUAAAGUCGAUUUGGAAAUGAGUUUUAGUUCAUUAGUGAUGUUCUUGUCACCCAGACAAUUACGUACAAUUGCCGAAUUAAUUGGCGGUUUAAUGUCACCCCAUUUACAAGAUACGAGUAAUGUCGUCAGUAGAUCUCGCUAUAACCAAAAACCGAUGACAUCUUUCGAUUUCGAAAGAGUUGAACAAGAAUUAACGCAACAAAUAAAUCCAACCAAUUUAAAUACCUUCGUGUCAAAAAGCCUUCAAAAUGCUACGGGCUGGUCGACCGGUGGCAUCGAAGACGAAAGCGACGAUGAUUUUCAUCCUGUAAAAGGACACGCUUGUAAUAGUUUAACAUCUAGUGUGGCAAAUUCUGUUUCUUCAUCGUAUGGUAGUAGUGUCAGCAGUUACCAGUACAGCAAUAAAAUGUACGAAGCUUAUGGAUCUUCUCAGACAAGACCUCAUCACAGUAAACAUAAAGAAAAAGGAGGUGCCAGUGAACCGGAUUUUAGUGGUGAUAUUAGCGUAUUUCAAUUAAGACUGAAUUUCUUGACUGUUAUAUUACUUCACCAAGAUAUCCUGGUGACACAAAAUGAAUCAGAUCUACCAUCACCUGAUCUCGUUGAAGAAAUGAAAAACAUAGCCAAUCAGUUUUUUACCAAAUAUAUCUCGUUGACAGCGUCGUGUGGCGGUAGAGGUGAUUUUCAUAAUGCGAGGAAUGUUCUGCAAAAGGCUAUACCAGAUAGAAAUCAUUUUAGGUUGUAUUGUACUACGAAUACUUUGAACGCCGAAGAAAAAAGUAAUUCGAUGAUACUUGAAAUUCGUGGAUCGUUAACAAUGGCCAAUGUUGAACUGAUCGAGUGCCUUAUGGAAUUAGAUGACAAUAAGAACGAAUUUGUCGAGUUGGUCUGUUUCAAUCGUCACGAUAACUUCACAGCAAACGAGUCAGCAGGAGUGUUUUGUCAGCCGGACGUUAAUAUUCAUUUUAAGCAUUUCAAUAAUUCUAAACAUUUUUCAACGCCCAGUAAAACGGAAUUGACUGUAAAUUUACAAGAUUUACGUUCAGAACUCGAUGUUACCAUUAUCGAUAGACUGUCAGACAUAAUCGACAAUUUCCACCUUUUAAUGAAUUCCCUGGAUAAAUUCGCCGAACGAUCGAAACCAAUUUUCAACGACGUUGUGACAAAUUCAGCAGUCGAAAGUAAAUUCGAAUGGAAAAUUUGCACGCCUUUCUUAGUUUUAAAACUACGAUUCCCUGUGCCUAAUUUACGAUCGGAAUUACUUCCCGAACGGUCGUAUUGGCAUAAGAGGGAAGUCUACGGUGAUAUUUUAUUUGUCGAAUUGAGUGAAACCAGUUUUCAAAAUAUGUCCGGUCAUCAGUUAACGCAGAAUUAUGAAAUGCAGUGUAAAUCUGUCAGAGUUCUAUUUCAAGAAGCCAAUAGUGAUAAACCGAUUCCAUUUGUUUUGUCCGAAGUGGAUGAAAAAUUCGGUAUGUCUUUACCGAAUGAUGGAAGAGGAUUCGGAUGGCCUAGAAUGGUAUUGAGAAUAUACCCGAAAGUAGGCUACAUCGAAUUAGAAGAAGAAAUGGACGACGGACCGGAGACAUUAAUGGCUCAGUCGAUUAUGCAGACGCAAAAACAAGAACCGUCCCCAUUUACCAAUAAAAUGAUCAUGAGGGAAAGUGACACGUCGCAUUUAAGAGAUAAUAAUCCGUCACAUUCGAAAGAAAGUGAUCCUCAGAGCUCCAGAUCUGGCUCCAACAGUGAAGCUGAAGAAAUCAUCUUACCCGGCAGCAAAGAAGAAAUCGGAGAGUUUAUCGAAGACGCGAGUCACAACGCUUUGUUACAAGUUGACGUUACUUUACCCUCGGUUACCAUUCAAAUACCUUCUAAGCAUUUUUACGAAGUUAUUUAUAACCGAUUCAGUACUGAUCUCGCCUUAUGGAAACCUCGUUCGUCCAAUAAAACGUCUUCCAGUCAUUUCAAAGAUUUUGGAGGUCAAAAUGUGAAUCUUAAUUUUAAUCAUUCGCCUAGUAUGUUCACGAGUUUUUCGAUGUGCAAAUCGACUGCUCAAAAUCAUACAGAUAGUGAAGAGGAAGAUGAUACACAUGACAAUCUUCUGUAUUCCGACGAAAAAGUUAGCCCGGAACAGAAAAAUAAACCGUCUGGACCACAGCAGAGUCAAAUCGCUAUAUCUUUAUUUGCCGCCCAUGGUGUUUUAGAUGUGUUUCCUCAUGCGAGGGAAUCUUCUGGUAAAGUAAUCCCCGGACAGUUCGGAGAAAUUCAGCUCUUGUUCAACGAAGCGAAUCUUUUCUACGUUUGUGGCUACAAAGGGGAACCUUUAUUGAAUUACGUUUGUCUGCAAAUAAAUCACAUAUCUUUGUACCAUUGUAGCUUGAUCCCAAAUAAUUGUGAAAUAUCAUUAAAAUCGGUCGAUUCGUACCCGACAAAAUAUGUUAUACCGACGAUUUAUAAGUCGUCUAGCGGAGCUGUGAUAAAUGAAAACGGAUCGCCCGUAGGAGUAGGAAGUACCACCAGUGAUGACAUGUUAACUUUGGCUGUUCGUGUCGAAGGUCAAGAGAAUAGAUUUAAGAAUAUUUGUGUGGCGAAUAGUUUAAAUGGAAUCACCAUUAGGCAUAGAAUGAAACAACCGUACACCAGUUGGCUAUCGCAAUUGCUAGAUUUCUUCGACGUUAUCGAUUAUCCCAUAGCGCAUUAUCAGCCUUGGAAAGUAAUGACAGCUCUUCACCAGCAGCUCUUAAAUUGCGUUAUUGAUUAUAGGCCUAUCAAUUUACCUCUAAGGGCAGCUCUGGCUGUGGAAAAUUUCAAUAUAUCGAGUAACAUUACGUCCAAAACGCCUACGUCUAUUUUACGAUUCAUCGCCGAAGAAGCUUCGUUAUUCAUAUCAAAUAAAAAUUGCGACAAAGGUGAUCAACCGGAAGAUUUAUCCAUUGACUUAAGAAACGAUUACGUUUGCGUUGUAGAUUUAGGAUUAUUCGAGCUAUCUUUGAGACUUACGGAUAAAGGAGAUGGUGAUCCCCAAACUGACCUUCGGGCUUCCAAUAACAUGGUACAUAUCAGAACAUGCGCAGAUUCAGCGGUAGCUCUUAUGGAUUUAGUGAAAUAUAUCGCAUCGGAUGGAGAUCUAGCAGAUACAACCGUUGAAGACGAUUCGAGCAGCGUCAAAAAACCUCCCACUAGCGAAGACGUCCUGGUAAAUUUUAAACCUGAGAAAGUCGUCGAAAAUGUGAACGCUGCACCUCGCAUGAAUCUUGGAGACAUCGCUGAAACUGACGAAGGCGUUCAUCAACUCGUCGAAGAAGCCAUAAACGAUACAAUCGUAUUUAAACCGAAUAAACGACGAAGCACGUAUCCAAGACGAGAAGAUCCUAGUAAAGUAGAAAUGUUUUUCUUCCCAGAUGAAGAAAUGACGUCGUACACUUCGGAGGUCAGCCAUACUUAUACCGAUUCGCAAAGCUCGGAGGAUGAUUUAGACGAAUUCAUCAUGCUAGAUAAGGAAAUCGGUAUCGGAUACAUGGGCCAAAGUAGCGUACCGGAAGUUCGUUUGUUGACCAAAGAACAAAUUCGAGUGGUUGAUAACCAUUUCAAUGUCCCCGUGAGCAAAGUUGAUGAUCUAAAAGCACCUAAAACGUACCCGGAUGCUGUUUCUAAAUACACUCUGAGAGAAAUGACCGUUGUGUGGCAUAUGUACGGUGGUCAUGAUUUCAACAAACCGGAUUCCAGCCCCGAAUCUUCUGCGGUAAAGAAACAAGUUACCAUCGUGUCUGAUAAAGGCUCAAAUCAAGACCUAUCUUCAAUCGCAGAAAACCGAAGACUAUCGAGAAAUUCUUCAGUCGACAGUAUAAACAUAAUGUAUUCGGCUAAAUCGAACGAUUUGCAAUCGGUUAACUUCGUCAUUCCGCGAUCUUCGCCUCGUUUAAACGAUAGUUUCCAGAACGACAGUCCUAACGUGCUCUACGAUCGACAAAAAAGCCUCAGUUGGCAAGCCCAAGGUGGCCCGAAUCGUCAACACGAUACCUUAAUGGAGCUCAGACUAGCUAAACUGAAAUAUCAGUAUGAGAUUUAUCCGAAGAACACGAAGCAAGCAUCGAGACAGGUGUUGUUGGUUCAAGAGGUGGAAAUACGAGAUCGUAUGGCAUCGUCGAAUAUAAAUAAAUUCCUGUACUUGUAUUCGAGUAGCGCCAGACCGAAACAAUCUCACGCGAAUAUGGUCGUCAUAAAAGCUACGAACAUCAGACCUGAAGCUAACGUUCAUCAUUAUCAAGAAUGUUGUCUGAGAGUUUCGCUGUUACCGCUUCGAUUAAAUAUUGAUCAAGAUUCGCUUCUGUUUUUAAUCAAUUUCUUUAGCGAGAUCACCGGAGGAUCCAAAGAAGAAGAAGUACCGCCUGGUGGUAAUUCAACUCCGCCUAAACCGCCUCAACCGAUCAUGAAUAUAGAAAAUGUCAACGUUGACGAUUCUUCUUCUUUGAUGGUUCAAGUGGACGAAAACCAAUCCUCCGAUGUACCUACUUCGUCCAAUUCACCAAUUUUCAUAAAGAGCUUUAUAUUUUCACCUGAUGUACCGAUCAGACUCGAUUACGAAGGUAAACGUGUCGAUAUGAGUCAUGGACCACUGGCUGGUUUGAUUAUGGGUCUAGGACAGCUCAACUGUUCCGAGUUGAAACUCAAGAAAUUAUGUAACAGACAAGGCAUUCUAGGCAUUGAUAAACUUAUUACGCACGUAUUAACUGAAUGGUUGCAAGACAUUAAAAAGAAUCAAUUACCCAGUAUAUUAGGAGGAGUUGGACCUAUGUAUUCAUUGGUUCAGUUGUUCCAAGGAAUUCGUGAUCUAUUUUGGUUACCAAUCGAGCAAUACCAAAAAGAUGGUCGAAUUAUACGCGGUUUACAAAGAGGAGCGAACUCGUUUUCGACUUCGACCGCAAUGGCAGCUUUGGAAUUGACCGCCAGAAUCGUUUACGCUAUUCAGCGUAUAGCGGAAACAGCGUUCGAUAUCGUGUCUCCGGGACCAAGUAUACGACAGUUGCGGUAUUACGAACGUACUCAGGGCAAUAAAAAUGACCAUCGUAAGAAUCGUCGUCUGCAAAGAUACAGUCAACCGGCUGAUAUUCGAGAAGGCGUAGCUACAGCCUUACUUUUAGUGAAAGAGGGUUUCGGCGAAACAGCCCAGACACUGGUACGUACUGCGAGCAUCGAACACGAAGUCAAAGGAACCGUCGGAGCUGUAGGCAGCGUCAUCAGACAAAUCCCUUCGACGGCGCUCAAACCGAUAAUUCUAGCCAGUCAAGCCACAUCGAACGUAUUGGACGGAGUCAGAAGUCAAUUAGUACCUGAUGCCAGAGCCGAGGCAGCUUUAAAAUGGCGCAAUGAUUAUUUUUAAUCGCUUCGUCAUAUAACCAUAACGACAUGCUUCAGUCUCUUCUUCCCCACCCCGAGCUUUUCCACCUCCAUUUACCCCUGCCCCCGAGGUUUUUUUUAUCCCAAUCAAUAACACCAGCAGCCCGAGCGGAUACAUGGCUUAGCAAUGCUACUUUUUUUUUUUCGUUUCGUUUUCAUUUUAAUUUUGUGAUAAUUUUAAUUGUUUUUUUUACGCGUGAGUUUUUGUAUCGAACAGGUGAGGGUUUUUUAAAAAGGAAAAAGAGUUUAAAAAAUCAAAAUAACUUCGCGAUUGUUUGGUUGGGGUUGUUUUUAUUUUUUUACAACGUUGCUCGUCGCGCUAUCUCGUUCAUAAUUCAUACUAAAUAGUUGCGGUAAAGUUAGUGAAUUUUUUGCUCACAGUGUUUUACGAUGGAAAAAUACAUAUUUUAUUUUAUAGUAAUAAAUUUUAACGGCAGUUUUUUUUAGCCUCCUGUUUUUAGUCCGUUUGUUAUUAUUUUUAUUUUAAUAAUUUCUUUCUUUUUUUUCCAAUUGUAACGAUAUUGUUUCCUUUUUUUUUAAUUGGACCUUUUGUUCAAAUAAAAAUAUUUUAUAAAAUUCCA